AUGAAUAUUUGUGAGGAAUUUUUGGACAAUUUUAGAAAAAACAAAUUGUCUGGUUGGACAGCUGAGUUGGCAUCAACAUUCGCAGACUUUAAAAGUAAAAAAUUGUAUGGCAAUUCCUAUGAUUUUGGUGACUUUGAUAAGUGCAUAAAUUUUGGAUUAGAUGGAAAUGAAGGAAUUCAGGGAAAAUAUUGCUCAGUCCAAUAUUAUUCAACAACUCAAGAUACUAUUUCCGUGAUGCCAAGGUCAAGUUUUUUUAAUCAAGGCUGGGAGCAUUUAGACUCAAGAUUUGGAGGUGCUGUGUGUAUUCCAUCUGUCUGCAAUCCUAAUAAAUUGAUUCCUGAAUUAAUGGAACAAAUACUUAAUGGCACAAAUUACGUCAUGUCUUCAGACUACAAUCAAAAUGAGUUUUGUCAAGUAAAAAAGCACUUCUUGAUGACGGCUUCUGGAAUUUUUGGAAUAUCUUUUGUUCUUUUUUUCAUUAUUCUAGCUAUUGUAAGCACUUUUAAAAGCUAUCGGAAUCAAGAAUCAAUCUACUCAUCAUUUUCUCUCACUCGAAACCUUAAAAACUUAUUCUAUGAUGAAAGUACUGAUGAUACCAUUGCAUAUCUUCGAGGAAUCAAAACAAUAUCCCAUUACGUUACUGCUUUUAUUCAUAUGAUAUUGGCAAGUCUUUAUAUUCCAACUAAAAACUCUCAGAAUAUUCUUGCAUAUCAUCAAGGAGAAUACGAAAUGGUCAUAUCACAAGGUCCAGCUGGAGCAACUUUUUGUCAAAUGAUAACAAGCUUUUUACUGACGAGAGCUCUUUGGAAAUUGUUGGAACAUAAAAAGCUGAAUAUUCCAAUGCUGUACAUUUAUCGAUAUUUAAGAAUCGUUCCAUUAUUAUUUUUCGUAAUGGUUGUUGAGAGAUUCAUCAUGCAAGGCUGGAUAUCGGAACUGAUUGAAGCACCAUACUUCUUCCCAAAUCAAUUUUCAAAAAUAUUCAAAUUUUAUUGGCUGCCACUUCUUCAAAUUCAGAACUAUUUUGUUGAUCUCAAGGAGACUUUCAUGCCACCAUCAUAUUACUUUGCUGUGGACUUUCAUUUGUUUAUGAUUACACCAUUUGUUAUAUUCCUUAUAUGGAAGUGGAGGCGAUUAAGUUUUAUUGUUUUUUCAUCACUUCUUGUGAUUGCGUAUGCUAUCAAUUAUUCAUACAUUAUUGGCAAUAGAGAAUAUUUUGAAAAUAUGAAAUAUCUUUCGUACGAGGAAAAAACUUUAUCAAGAUAUAUUCAAGAAACACAAUUUGCAUUGCCUGGAUGGAUUUUCGGGAUGAUAUUUGGAUACUUAACUAUAACAGUUAAAACUGUCAAUAUAGAUAAGAACACAAAGCUCUUUUUAUGGACAACUCCAUUUUUGCUAACGUUUCUUUGGAUACUAAGAGUAAAAGCCCCUUUUCUCAAGGAAUAUGUAGUUUACUUAGCGACACUAGACAAGUUCUAUCAUUCAAUAAUCUUCACAUUCGUUUUAUUCUUAUGCCAUUAUGGUUCACAAGAUUUAGUCACAAAAUUUGUAUCGCUUCGAUUUUGGGUGCCAUUCGAUCGACUUGGACUAGCUGUUCUGAUUUCUCAUGCAAUGGUCUACAGAUGGAUGUUGAUAACGCGUAAAGAACCUCUUGACUAUAAUUUGUAUACGAUUAGUAUACAUUAUCUCUACGGAAUGACAGCAUCUUUGGCCUAUGGAUUGAUACUGAACUUGCUCAUUGAACAACCGAUUAUCAAUCUCUUUAAAUUCUUUUUUAGAGCUUCCAGGCAGAAGAAGAAAAAUUUGUGA
Messenger RNA from Chironomus riparius, 1806 nucleotides. Lineage: Eukaryota; Metazoa; Arthropoda; Insecta; Diptera; Chironomidae. The record is from the annotation of a GenBank genome assembly.